This is a messenger RNA of Eimeria mitis, 912 nucleotides long. RefSeq lists its product as uncharacterized. NCBI's taxonomy places the organism in Eukaryota, Apicomplexa, Conoidasida, Eucoccidiorida, Eimeriidae. The coding region runs from base 1 to 912 and encodes 303 amino acids. The record is from RefSeq and is a predicted model, not a curated record. Gene Ontology annotation, molecular function: ATP binding; nucleic acid binding. The transcript has a single exon.
AUGGCUUCAAGCGGCGACAGAAAAGGGGCAAACCGCUCCUCUAUGCGAGGCAUCUUCCCGGUGCCGGUGUCCCCCAAGCCCCAGCUGCGACGGGAAAAAUGGCAGGAACCCGCAUGUAUGGGGUCAAGCCAACACAACCACACCGCCUCCGAUAUGCAGCAACACGUCAAGCAAGUUCAGAAGGUGCACCAGGUGGAGCAAAAGGAACGGGAGGCGGGGGACGUUGCCGUCCCGCUGAAGAGGUUGAUGGCGUCAUUGGGGUAUCGGGAAUUACUGGGGGGACAGGAGGAAACACUGCGACGGUCUGCAGAGGGACAAGACCUCGUUAUCUGCAGCCCCACAGGCUCGGGAAAGUCCUUUUCUCUCCUGCUUCCCCUGCUGCAGUGGCACACCUCACGCUCAGCAGCAGCAGCACAAGUACCAAAGGGAAGUGCUGCAGCAAGAGGAACAGCCAGCAAGAGAAUGCUGUUUAUGGCUGACGUCCACAACAACUGCAGCAAAAGGCCUUUGCCAUACGCGACACAGGAGGAGCUGCCUGUAUUGGGCAGCAAUAGGUCUUCAGCAGCAGCAGCAGCUGUCUGCACAGCAGAGGCAGUUUCCCUUGUGGUUGUUCCUACUGCAACUCUGGGGCUUCAGCUUUUGGGGGAGGUUACGGAAGCUGCUCGCUUCUGGCUUUCGGUAGCUGCGGCAUUUCGAGACCGACAAGGCGACAAACGGAAGUCACGCGCGGCGCCUCUUUGUGUCCCUAGGCUGCUGCUGAUCGAUAACACCAUCCCACAGCAGCAGCAACUCAAUGACCCCUUCGGGAAUCCUGCAGACACGGCAGCCGGAACCACUACCCACGACAGUUUUAGGAAAGGGACUGAAGGAAGUCACUGCAGGCGUUCAUUGAGGGACUUACAGAGAGCGUAG